Molecule: messenger RNA, 4920 nt
Organism: Paramecium tetraurelia
Lineage: Eukaryota; Ciliophora; Oligohymenophorea; Peniculida; Parameciidae
Exons: 2
Source: RefSeq, a predicted model, not a curated record
AUGAGUCAGUUGAUCAUAUUUCGGAUAUUGCAGUUAACUUAGUAUUUUUCUAUAAUUAUGGCUUCUUAUCAUGUUAAAUUAGACAGUUUUCACUUGAAUUCUCUGAUCACCAUAUUGAAAGCAUCGUUAUUGGAUUAUGAUAGUAUUCCAAUCUUUUUAGGCUAUUUCUCUACUUUUAUAAGCUUUGCAAUCUUAACCUACCUACUAAUACUAAGUUGCUUCAAUUUAAAUUAAAUGGCUAUCGUUAAACAGGUGAUACUAAUAUACAUCGGAUUACUUCCGCAAUUUAUCUGCUAUUUAUAAAUAUCCAUAACUGCGCAUACACUGAUAAAAGAAGAAAACAAUUUAUUUGAAUAAAUGCUUGGGACUAUAACCAUAAUAAUAAUAUUUAUUCAGUCAUUUUUAAGCCUCUUGUUUAUGAGGAACACUUAUUUGAGUCAAACUGUGCUGUGCAGAGACCUCACGAUAAUAGGAUUGCUGUCUCAAAUACUGAAGUUUACGACAAUUUUAUUUUAUUUUUACAACAGUGAUCAAGACAAUACGAUGUACAUCAUAACCUUGAUAAGUGCCUUACUAUGGACAAUAUCGGAGACAGCUGAUAUCCUCUACUAUUACCCUUACAGUUUGUCUGACAAUUAGUUAUAGUUUUGUUUAAAUUCCAUUAAAAUAGUAUGCACCAUAACAAGGCUUCUGGAUGCAUCGCUUUAAUUUGAAUAGGCAGUCGUUAUAUAUGAGUUGAUUCUGGGCGUAUUGGGAUAUUUUGCUAGCAGAUAGAUCUUUCGAAUUCUUCUCUAUAAUAAUUGCUUCCAUCUCUUUUCCUAAGCAAUUUCAUAAGAGUAAUAGUCUCUUUAUUUCAAAAUAAUUCUGUACCUCAAGGAACAGCAGAAGGAGUAGACCAACAUCCAUCAAUCCUUUUUGAGUUGCAACGUGAUGAAUUUGCACCAGAAGUAUUGCGAAUAGAAGUGCUAAGUAAUGAUUUAUUUUAAUGAGGCAUAAGUAUAUUCCCAUAUCUUAGAGUGCUUAAUUUCAAGGAUAUUCUAAAAUGAAGAUGAAUCCCUAUUCCUUUAUAAAAUCAGCUAUAUCGCAUUCAUAAAGAAAUAAUAUUCCUUGAGUUUGAUGAAGAUUAAACAGUAUCAAAUAUUCAAUGGACACAACCAAAGUUGGUAUUUUAAAUUGAUGGUUCUUGACAUUACAAAAAACAUAGAGAAAGAGAUCCAGCAGGUUCUUUAUAGUACGACUGUAGCAUAAAAUUGGAAUAAAUAUACUUAUUUGACAUCCAAAGACUUGGUUGAAUUUGAAUAAUAGGAAAUUGAAUUAAUUCCCUUAAUUUCUUAAUUGAUUAACAAAAAAAUAGAUAUUUGGUAGUCUCAAAUCAGAGGAUUCAAAAACAUAUACGAUUUACAAAUGAAAUUGGUCAACUUCUCAUCACUCAUUGAUCAAGUCAGAAAGAUGUUAGCUAAAAUCUUCGAAAGAGAUAUUAAUGACUUAAGCAUUACUUUAAUCAAUAAUAUUUAUCAUCUAAGAGUAUUAUCCUUAUACUAUUCUUUGAUUAUGAAUGAUUAAUUGAACAGUUACCUGUGUGAAAAGUAGAUUUAAAUUGUGUAUUACUUCGAAUAAACCCUAAAAUAAAAUGAAUUAACCUCUUUAGCCUUGAUUACAGACAAGAUUUCAGUGAUUGCUGUCAGUCUGGUAAAGAAGCAAGGAGAGAUAUUGAAUAAGAAUAAACAGAAAAUUGGGAGUCUCUUUGGUUAUCAUAAAAGCUCUGAAUAUAAUGCAUUAUUAUCAGUAAAUCAAAUUAUACCUGAUUUCAUUAGCAAUAUACACAAUGAAAUGUUAACAGAAUUUCUAAAAAAGGGACAAUCCCCUUUUUUCGUUCAAUUUAAGACAGUCUUUGGUAAAAAUAAAGAUCAUUUUAUAAUGCCAUUGCAAUUAAAGUUUUCUAAUGAUUUUAACUUUGUGGAUGACUUUGUAAUAAAAGGAGUGAUGUAUUAAGGUCAAAAACAAUAGGAUUUUAUUUUAUUUGAUGAUCAAGGUCACAUCUAAGGAAUUACUUAGCAAUUUUAUGAAAUUCUAAUCAGAGAUAAUUAGAAGGUUAACUAAAUAGAUUAAGAGGAGUUAACCAAGUAAAUGUACAUCUAUUACUUUAUGCCUGAAAUCUUUACUAUCAUCUAAGAAUAUUAAUAACAGAAAUAGCAUAAUCAACUUGUAUAGUUCUUAGAAGACACACAAUUUAUUAUCAUUCAGAAUCUGAUGGAAUUUCAUGAUGAUUUUUCGAGACAAGCGAAGAAGUUCACUAAACAUACAGUCACAGAUCCUGCUUUGUAUGCAUCCAGUUACACUAAUUGUUCUGAACUCACUAAUAAUAAUGUAAAAGCUAUUUUGAGAAGAAGAAUGUUUACAGAAAUAGACAGAAGCUUAUUAAAUGAAGAAUUCGCUAAAAGUGCCAUCAAAUUUAUCUAUAAUAAUCUUGAUAUCUAUGUCACCUACUUCAUAAAGUUUCAACUCUAAUAUUAUCCUAUACAGAAUGAAAAAGUAAAAGGAUUUUACAUACUAGAAAUUAUUGAUUACAGAAAAAACUACGAUAAAAAAGCUGGGAGUGAGGCUGUCUUUAAGGAUCUAGAAUCGUAAAUGAAAUAGUCAAUACGAAUUUAAAGUCAGUUCAUGUAGAGAAUCGAAAAUCAGACUGAGUUUGAUGAAAUCAAUGUAUGUCAAGUAGGCAAAUCCAACACCAAUACUACUGAAAAUAUAAGACUUGAAACUAAUGGGGGGAACUCCAGCAGGAGAGUUAUCUUCCUCAAACCUGAGAUUUAGAGUGAAAUAAAUGAUUUUGCAGGAGGACAGAAUUCAUCCUCUAGUUCUGAUGAAAAGUAAGAAGAUUUCUUUUCUCCUCCUCAAUCAAAUCGGUUGUAAUUUUGUAAAGAAAACGAUAGCAUACAACCUCAUCAAUAGAGUAUUAAGAACUAAAAACGAAAUAUCAGCGAAAUGGAAAUGGCUAUCAAUCAAAGUCAAUCGAGUGGCAUUUCAAGAUAAUCAAGCAGAACUAGCACGUAUUUUAAUAAUCUUUUUUAAAAUAAAAUUAAAUAUACCAACAACGUCAAGGCAAUAAUCUUGAUAUGCAUGCUAACUGUUAUAGUUAAUCUUUUUCUAUGCAUCUUCAACAGUGUAAAACUCUAUGCAGGGUAUUAGACGUUUCAAACUAUAACUUCAAAUAUGAAAGUCCCUAUGAAUUUAAAUAGAUAUUAUUCUAAGACUGCCACCUUAGCUUGGAUCACUACUUGCUCUAACUAUAGUAUCCUAAAUAUAAGUUAGUUCUAGAAAAAUCAAAACAAAUAUUAAAUGAAAUUAAUAAAUCAGUUCAUGUUGGGGAAUGUCUCCUUAAUAUAUCCAUCCUUAAUUGAAACUGAGGAACACCUACCUUAUAUCAAUUAAUCUUAAGGAUUGUAUAAGUUCAAAGAAGUAAAGCUAACUUAAUUUAUAGAUUAUAUGAAUUUCUUCACUAAGUAAAUUUUAGUCAAUGAGGAGAUCAAUUCAGAUUAUAUUUAAGCAAUGACCAUUUUAAGAUAUAAUGUAAAAAACAUGCGAUUGAUCACUGUAUUAAUUAUGGAUGAGUUGGAAAAUUAAUUUAAAUUAAUUACAGAUUUACAGUAAACUAAUCAACUGAUAUCCAUUAUCACUAAUACAAUUUUGAUGCUACUUCUCUAUUGUGUGUAAUUCAUCUUUAGUUUAAAAAUCCAAAUUCAAAAUUAGACUCUUACAUUAUUAGUGGGAAGAGUGAAAGAAUAAGAAAUAAUGAAUGAGAUUGUUAAAAUAUAAUAUCUCUUAUAGUCCUUAAAAAAUAUUGCUGGAGAAGACUCUUGGAAAAGAAUCAAUUUUUGGUCUUAUGUGUUCUAGAAUGAUUAUGAUAACAUAUACAAAACCAAACUGAUUCAAGGUAAAUCUAAUCGAACCUCGAAUUUAAAUUCCAGAAUAAAACACAUCAGAAUUAGAUUCAAAUUCCAACUGUUGAAGAUAGUCAUUUUCUUAAUCAUUUACUUAUGCUUCAUUUGGGGAUUGUAUAUUUUGUAUGAUUCCUAAACUUAAAGGAUGAUCCCAAUAGUAAAAUUGGAAUCUCAAUAUGUCAAAUUUAGUGUUAAUAUUGAUAUUCUUGUGUUUAGUGGAUUGAUUAUUAAAUCUUAGCCAUAAAUCUACAGUAAAUUCAUUGAAAAUCACAUUUAUUCUGAAUAGUAGAUUAAGAGCUUUGAUGAUGGUAAUCAAAUGAUCUAAUUGUUCAUUGAAUUGUAAACGACAUUCAGUGAAACCAUGAAAUCUUUAUUUAAUGAUGUUAUUUCUACCUUACCACCAACUGAGGAUGUUAAUUCUCUUAAAAAGCUCAUCGAUUAAGAUAUUUGUUUAGUACUUUACAAUGAAAUACCAUUUUGCUAGUUUUAUAAUGUUUCUCAGAUUGAGUUUGUUAAUAGAUAUGGCUAAUAUUAUGACUACGAUAACGAUUUGGAUUAUUUAAAAAGUGGAAUUUUGGGAAUCAUGGGCAUACAAUCAAGCUAUUAUUAACUCAAUUAUGGAUAUGAAAUAGAUAAUGUUGAAUUUAAUCCAAAUCAAAAUGAAAUCAAUGGUGUUUAUUAAACUAUUGAAUUCCACUACAUAAUUUUAUCUCAUUUCAAAGAUUCGUAUCUAUGUUUUGUAAGAUUUUUAGAACUUCUUACUAAAAAUAUCUCAGAUAUCAGAUACUCUGAUUUCAUUAUUUUGUUACUCUAUAUUUACAUUGCAGGAUUACUAUACUUCAUUUUAUAUAUAAUAUUCCACUACUUUUGGAUAAAGAAGUCCAAUAAAUACAUAAGAUCACUAAAACUAAGCCUUGUUGUCAUUCCCAAUGAAUAAUUAUUCAAUAGCAGCAUUAUCAAUAUUUUAAGAAAGUUUGAAUGA